AUGGCUUAUCUGUCGAACAAGGGCGCUUGGGGUCAGCACAGCACCCAACACUCGCCACCAGCACUCAACGGCCCAUCUUUGGCAGUCAAACCUCACAGCUUGAAGCAGUACCUGACCCUCCGAAACUGUUUGGCUGCAGGCCUAAUCACAUGGCUGGGCGCAUAUGUUGGUCCCCUAGCUCGCGAGACACAACCAGAGGCGCCGCCACUCACCCCACAGCGCUACGAGGAGAUAUUGCAGCAAUGCGAAUCCAUCGGCUCUACGCCGCUGAUACCUCGUCCCCAGGAUCCCUCUGGGGGCGUCACCUCGUCGUUGAUUCUCCCCGGAUCUGCCAACAUCAUGGGCGGCGAAGCUGUCCCAAUCAAGAACACGCAGAGGUCAGGACGAUUCGACGAGACCCUGGUGGAGGACCUCCUUCUUGAGCGUGGAGUUGCCGCCAAGGAUCGCCAGCGCUACAUGAAGCUGGCUUGUGGGGAGAAUCCAAAGCAGGUGUACUCUCACACUAGACUGACGGAUGCCUGGAUCCUCCGUGCGCACCUCGAGAAGGCCAGGAAGCUUCGACAGGCACAGGAUGAAUAUUGCUCUGCCGCUGCGUCGGCAGGGAGCAAGUUUGCUUUUGUUCAACGUCAUGGUGCCUUCCCAGCCGACAUAGCACUAGAACCUACAAUUGCCCUCCUCCGGGGCCAGAGUUCAAUGCAUAUACAUUGCUAUCUACCGGAGGAUAUGGAAACCAUGCUCAGGCUCACCUCGGAGUACGGGAUCAGCAUACGUGGAUUUCAUCACGCAACUGGUGCUUGGCAGGUACCAGAGAUGCUGAAAACGAAGGCGCAGAACAUCACUGUCGCAACUUUUGCUGAGUUUGGUCUGUUUAAAUGGGAAUCUUACUCGGCCAACUUGGCUGCUGGGAAGAUCUUAGACGACAACGGCAUUGCCGUUGCGUAUAAAUCAGAUCACAGCCUGGCAGAGACGAAUGCCAAGUAUCUUGUGUACCAAGCAGGCAUAGCACACGCAUUUCAUCUUCCCGAGGAUAAAGCUCUCCAAGCUAUCACAUCGGUCCCAGCAAAGGCCCUCAAUCUCGACCAUCGCAUUGGUUACCUCCAACCGGGCUACGAUGCCGGCAUUGUUGUCUGGGAUUCACAUCCACUCACUGUGGGUGCGACACCGCUGCAGGUUUUCAUUGAUGGCGCGCCCCAGCUCCAGGACGACCAAGUCAAACACAGUAUUGGUUCCACAUUUCAGGAUACCAAUACCGGAGCUAGCUCUCCUACAGCUCCUCGCAUGCGGGCAGUGCCUCAGGAAGGGGACAAGACUGAUUUCUGUUGGAGGGCUCGGGCAAGCAACGCGAAUUUCUUGAUUACUGGUGUCUCAACCACGUUUCUCAAGGACCACCCGCUUGUUCCCGCUUUUUGGAGGGAUAGAGAGGGUACAAACAUGACGUUGGUGAUAAAUGACGGCAAGAUUUCGUGCCUAGGUAGCGAGCACGACUGUCAAGAGGCCGCGACUGAAGUUUUACACUAUGACAGCACCCUUACCUUGCAUCUCUCCCAGGGUCAUGUUCUUCCAGGCUUGACUGCAGUGACCGCAUCGCUCGGCAUGUCCGAAAUCCUUUUGGCCCCGAGCUCGAGCAACGGUAUGGAGAAUCCUGCGGCAGGCAUUAGCAUCCCAGGUGCUAUAGAUUAUGCCAAGUUUGGCGUUCAGUUACAGGGCAGAGCGUUUGCUCGUGCUCGGAUGGGCGGAGUCACCCGUGCAGUCUCUCCACCCUUAAGCUUGGGCGGCGUGGUUAUUGGAGUCAGUGUCGGGAUCAACACCGACACAAGUAAGUCGCUUCACAACGGUGGUAUUUUCCAAUCGGACGUGGCUCUGCACCUGGGUCUGGAUACAUCCGCACAAUAUGUUCGAGGGACGAUCAGUGCCGCGGUCCGGGAUAUUCGUAGACUUAUUCGGGACGGAGAAGGAAACCAGAAAGGUUCUAUCUUUGGUGAUGUUGCCAAGGGCAAGCUCCCCUUAGUCGUUCAUACCAACAAUCAUUGGGAUAUGCAACAACUCAUAUCUAUCAAGAAUGACUUCCCCAAUGUCAAGCUCGUCAUACUUGGGGGCUCUGAGGCGCCUUUGGUUGCGGCGGAGCUUAGUGCAUCAAAGAUACCUGUCAUUCUUACCGAGAACCGCCCAGCCCCCGAGGAGUUUCGCCAUCGGGACGCGGUUGUUGGGCCACCUCUUACCCCGAGCGUAGCUCGACUUCUGAUUGAGGCCGGGGUAGAAAUAGCACUAUCCAUCAGUCCUCGUCAACUGCCCUUGGAUUACCGGUUGCAUGCGUUGCCCCUCGAAGCGGGCUGGGCUGCCAAGUACGCUGGUCUGAGUGACGCUGAGGCUGUUCGCCUGAUCUCAUCCAGCGUCGAGGAUAUUCUUGGACUCGGAAGGGCCAAGGACUUGGUCAUUUGGGAAGGAAGUCCGCUCGAGUUUGGCGGAGCUGUGGUCCUUAGCUUCGCCCAGCAGAACGGGAAGACGGAGGCCACAAGCCGAUUAGAGAUUUCCUCUUGCUGGCCCGAUGAAGAGGAUGUCUAG
Molecule: messenger RNA, 2562 nt
Organism: Scedosporium apiospermum
Lineage: Eukaryota; Fungi; Ascomycota; Sordariomycetes; Microascales; Microascaceae
Exons: 6
Coding region: 1-2562 (853 amino acids)
Molecular function (GO): hydrolase activity
Source: RefSeq, a predicted model, not a curated record